This is a messenger RNA of Guillardia theta CCMP2712, 1365 nucleotides long. RefSeq lists its product as hypothetical. The record is from RefSeq and is a predicted model, not a curated record. The transcript is spliced from 10 exons. Bases 1 to 1365 code for a protein of 454 amino acids. NCBI's taxonomy places the organism in Eukaryota, Cryptophyceae, Pyrenomonadales, Geminigeraceae.
AUGAACUGGGAGGACGUGACUGAGAUAGACUUUAAACUGGAGCACUGGGACCAGGACGAGCUAAGACAGCUGAAGGAGAAGGAGAAGGAGCUGCUCUCGCGGAUAGAAUACUUGAAGUCUGUCAAGGGCGACAACCAGAACUCGAACCAGGCAAGCAGCGUCAUCGAAUCUCAAGAUGCCAACGACCCGUCGAGCUCUUCCUGCACGUCAGGCGAGGGUGAGAAGGAGGAGCCCCUCUCCCUCACCGAGAGAGUCGCAAGACUGUACGCAUGGCAAGAUGCGACGCCUGGUAACCAGGACCUCUCCACCUCUCACCUCGCAACCUGCUUUGCCUUCGUGAGCGAAGAGAACGACAAACUGCGUCAGACAGUGCAGGACCUCGAGUUCUUUCACAAGACCGUUGACGAUGCGGAGGAGCAGCGGCGGCUGAGCCAGGAGACCAUCAGCACUCUAGAGCUCCGACUCGAAGCCCAGCUGAAACGGAUUGUCAGCCUGAAGGAGCAGCUGAGCGAGGCCAGGAGGAGGGAGAAGCAGCUCAAGAUGCUGCUCGGACGCAAGUUUGACAACUCGGCGGAGGUGAUGGCGGCUAUAGACAUGCAGGGCACUUGGCGACAAGUGAAGCAGCUGGUGGAGGGGCUGGUGAGGGAAGUGAAGGUGUGCAGGCAUGAGCAAGACGAGAGUCUAGAGCUCUACGAGCGCAUGCUCAACGACAUCCUCUGCGAGAAGAACCAGGCGGACAUGGCCCACCAAGAGGCUUCUAGAGCCUCUGCCGCCUCCAGUAGCUGGGCGGAGGCUCUGAGCAAGAGGCUGACGAGGACGAGGACGUUCCAUGCCUGGAGGCAUCACACCAGCGUCAAGAUCCGACGAGUCCAGCUGGCAACCAGCUCACGGGUAGCUCGACACCAUGCUCGCCUCGGAUGCUUCAGCUGGUGGAGGGCAAGCGUAGAGAGCUCUAGAGCUCAGCGGCGCUUGACGCGCUCAUGGUCUGGCCUGCUGGCCCUGAGGGCCUGGCGGGAGCUGCUGGAGAGGAAGCGAGGGCUGCGCGAGCGCUCGAGGCGCGAGCUGGAGCAGCGAAGGAUAAGGAAGAUGCUGGACGUGUGGAGGGAGGAGGUGGUGCUGGAACGUCACGUGCUGGGGCUCGAGCAGGGGCGUGUGGAGCGGAAGGUGCGAAAGCUGCUUACCAGCUGGAAGCUGCUGCUGAUCAUGAGGAGAGCCAAGAGCCUGGUCCUCCACAAGCUCACACGAGACUUGUACGAGAGCAGCGAACCGAGCAAGGUUGACGAGGCACCGAGAGAGGACGUGCAGGAGGCGAUGCGAUCACAGGAGACUGAAGCUGCUGCUGCGAGCAUGGAGGACUUGGACUGA